Molecule: messenger RNA, 2918 nt
Organism: Scophthalmus maximus (turbot)
Lineage: Eukaryota; Metazoa; Chordata; Actinopteri; Pleuronectiformes; Scophthalmidae
Product: anthrax toxin receptor 1-like
Exons: 18
Coding region: 212-2071 (619 amino acids)
Cellular component (GO): membrane
Molecular function (GO): signaling receptor activity
Source: RefSeq, a predicted model, not a curated record
CUCCUCUGCCAGCACACAUCUGCUGCUCAGGAGAUGGGACCCUGAUCCAGAGAGGGAGCGCUUCAUGCCUCGCAGAUCAGACGCCACAGAAUGGCUCGCUGCGUCGCAGUGUUGUGAGGGAGGAAGUGAAAGGGAAACGCCACCAGCAGAGUGUUUAUGUGUUCCUUCCCCGGGGUUGCUGAGCUGAUGCUUUCCCCCCAAGCUUGAAGCGAUGUCCCAGUGCGGGUGCAGGCAGGUCCUGCUCGGUCUGGAGCUGGGCAUGCUGGUGGCGGUCCUGGUGGCCGGGACUGCGGGACAUAUCCAUGACAGGAGGGAGGCAGGGUCGUCCUGCUACGGGGGAUUUGACCUCUACUUUGUUUUGGACAAGUCUGGCAGUGUGCAACAUUACUGGAAUGAGAUAUAUUAUUUUGUUGACCACUUAGCACACAAGUUUAUAAGUCCUCAGCUGCGGAUGUCUUUUAUUGUGUUUUCAAGAGAAGGGACGACUCUCAUGGCUCUAACAGAAGACAGAGAGCAGAUUCGAGCAGGACUGGAGGAGCUACGCAUGGUGCAGCCCGGCGGAGACACCUUCAUGCACAGAGGUUUUCAAAGAGCCAGUGAGCAAAUAUACUACGGGACGGGAGAUGGUUACCGGACAGCCAGUGUCAUCAUUGCCCUGACAGAUGGUGAACUGAGAGAAAAUCAGUUUGACUUGGCACAAAGAGAGGCCAGCAGAGCACGGCAGUUGGGAGCCACCGUGUACUGUGUGGGAGUAAAAGACUUCAACGAAACCCAGCUUUCCACAAUAGCGGACAGUAAGGACCAUGUCUUCCCUGUGAAUGAUGGAUUUCAGGCACUACAGGGGGUCAUUGACUCGAUCCUGAAGAGAUCAUGCAUUGAGAUCCUGGCCGUGGAGCCGUCCAGUAUCUGUGAAGGAGAAUCCUUUCAGGUUGUAGUCAAAGGAAAUGGUUUCCUUUACGCCAGAGAUGUACAGAAGGUUCUCUGCAGCUUCCGCAUCAACGACACCGACGCUUUGAUGGAAAGGCCGUUGGUGGUGAGGGAUACCUACCUCUUGUGCCCAGCUCCUGUUCUGGAAAAACAGGGAACGUCCGCCACGCUCCACGUCAGCAUGAAUAAUGGCCUGAGCUUCAUAUCGAGCUCCGUCACAAUAACUGCAGUCACUUGUUCUGAUGGGACCUUUGUGGCCAUCGCUCUGCUCAUCCUGAUGCUCCUGCUCACCAUCCUGCUGCUGUGGUGGUUCUGGCCUCUCUGCUGCACUGUGGUCAUCCAUGAGCCACCUCCCCCGGAAAUAGAGGACAGCUCUGAUGAUGAGGAUGGUUUUCCCAAGAAGAGGUGGCCCACUGUGGACGCCUCAUACUACGGAGGACGUGGCGUUGGAGGCAUCAAGAGAAUGGAGGUCCGUUGGGGCGAUAAAGGCUCCACUGAAGAAGGAGCCAAACUGGAGAAAGCUAAAAAUGCUCGCGUUGUGAUGCCGGAACAGGAGUUUGACUUUCCUCCAUCGAAGUCGUACUACAACACGCACAAAUCUGCUCGCUCACAGAAGUGGUACUCUCCCAUCAAGGGCAAACUGGACGCUCUGUGUGUGUUCCUGAGAAGAGGCUACGACCGAGUGUCUGUGAUGCGACCUCAUCCCGGAGACAAGGGCCGCUGCAUAAACUUCACCCGAAGCAAACCCUUAUCCUACCCUGCUACACGCUACCCCAUCUACAACCAUCCGUCCACACCUGUCUACACUUUGCCCCACACUUACCAGCGCCGCCCGUCAGAGGGCAGCCCACUCUUCAAUUUGCCCCCCUCGCCGACUUCAACGCUCCCGCCUCUGCCGACCACUCCUCCUCCGUCCUCCACCAGCCCUCCCAUGUACACUCCGCCUCCAAACAGAGCCCUGCCCCCGGGCAACACCAGCUCCAUCUCUGCGCCGCCGUCUCCGACUGGCUCUCUGCCGCCUCCACCUCAGGGGCCACCUCCUUGUCGAGCACCUCCUCCGUCGCGCCCUCCUCCACGCCCCAAUCAUGAUGACGACGAUGACGACGAUGAUGAUGAUGAUGAUGAUGGAGAGUGGAGCAGCUGAGGAGCAGGAUCCAAGCUCAGGAUGGAAAGUUACAAAGACCCUUUCACUGUGUCUCUGUUGAAAUUUGCCCAAACAGAAUACGAAUUAAAGUGACUGUGAUUCAACACCUGCACAGUGAAAACAAUGAACUCUGUUUUCCUCCACAAGUGUCUCACGUGUUAUGUGCCACAAACAAUGACUUAUUUUUUUAAGUCUAGAAAAUGAAUAUUUAGGUAGCACGCAGCUUUGGCUAUUAAAUGCUAUUGUAGUUAGCCUAAUUAGUCACUUCCUAAUGCCAAAUGAAACGACGAUGAACUGGUCAAGAAUAUCAGCGAGCUCUGGAGCUGUAUAAACUCACAUUUUAGCCUUUGCCUGAUAUGAAUUAGAUUUAUUUAUCAAAAAUAUUCUUUCAAUUUUUUGCACAGUGAAACUUUUUUUGGGGGGGGGGGGGGGGUUGGAUCCCAGUGACUCAGCAACUGCUCCAUGUAUUUACAUGCAAGUGCUGUCUUGAAAAUUGCAUUGUUUUGUGACUCAAUGUUGAUUAAAUCACAAAAAUAUUCUGUAUAUGUAUAAAUACAUUGUGUGUGUGUGUGUAUAUAUAUAUAUGUUUCUGGUGUGUGAUUUCAUAAAUGCCGGCAGUUGUAAUUUUACACAUCAAUCGCUUUCUGAUCAACAUGAAAAUGAAGCAUGAUUUUAAAAAACCAGAGACUUCACUGUCAACAAGGAACUCUUUAAAGACACAAGCUACAUCUGUGGCAGUGUCCGACAGAGUGACCUCUGGGAAAUCACACAGACACGGAUUUAGCAGCCGAAAUGGAAGAGAAAUUUGAGGUUGUUUAAUAUCAAUAAAGAAGUGUUUUUCGCUGUA